Messenger RNA from Chondrus crispus (carragheen), 1371 nucleotides. RefSeq lists its product as hypothetical. The record is from RefSeq and is a predicted model, not a curated record. The coding region runs from base 1 to 1371 and encodes 456 amino acids. Gene Ontology annotation, molecular function: nucleic acid binding. Gene Ontology annotation, biological process: DNA integration. The transcript is spliced from 3 exons. Lineage: Eukaryota; Rhodophyta; Florideophyceae; Gigartinales; Gigartinaceae.
AUGCCUUUUCGACGCGAUAUGAAAUGUACGAAUUGCAAUAGACAUGGGCAUACUGCAGCGCGUUGCUGGGGCAAGGACGUGAAUGGGCGCCGACCUGCACCGCCAGAUGGGUUUCGUGACUUUACUUGCUUGCUUUCGACUUCCACUCCAGAAAAGAGGGCUGCAAACGCAAGGUCAUGGCUUGUCGAUUCCGGUUGCAGCGCUCACAUUACGUUUGAUCGCUCUUUGUUCGUUACGUAUGAACAGAUGCAAUCUGGAUCAGUCGAGAUGGGCACGAAGGCUAGAGCUAAUGUCGCUGGUCGCGGCGAGGUAGAAUUCAUGUUGAACGUCAACGGUAGUCCCCAUCCUUGUAAAUUGUCAAACGUUUUGCAUGUCCCUGAUUUCGGAUAUUCGCUACUGUCUGUUAGCCAAAUGGUUUCGAAGGGUUUGCAAGUGUCAUUUGAAAAUGAGAAAUGCCGCGUUACUGCAGGACCAAUUGUAGUUGCUACAGCGAGUCAAGUUGGGGAUUUGUACAUACUUGACGUCAUGAAUGAAACCUUUUCUGCUCACGUAGUUACCCUGCAGACGCUACAUGAACGCAUGGCCCAUGUUAAUGUACAAGGAAUCGCAUCAAUGAUUCACAAUAAUGUGGUAAGUGGCAUCAACUCUGACAACCACUCUCCCAUUUGUCCUGCGUGUGUGUUUGGCAAAGCAACGCGAUCAGUAAUCCCAAAACAGCGAUCAUGGUCUCGAGCACAGAACUGUCUUGACUUGGUACAUUCUGACGUUUGCGGUCCGCUCGAAGUACAGUCAGUUGGUGGCUCGAGAUACUUCAUUACAUUUGUAGAUGAUCACUCGAACUGGGUAGUUGUGUACACGAUGAGAAAUAAAUCUGAGGCGUUUGCAAAAUACAAGUUGUAUGAAAAGUUGGCUCAAACCCACACUGGUCGCAAAGUAAAGGUGCUUCGCACUGAUCGAGGGGGAGAGUACUUGUCGACGGAAUUCAAGUCGCAUUUAGAUUUAAACGGUACGCAGCACCAACUCACAACGGCGUACACCCCUGAACAAAACGGUGUUGCUGAACGUUUAAAUCGAACUUUGAUUGAUCUUGUCCGCUCAAUGCUUUCUCAUAAACAGGUCAGUAAGCGAUUCUGGGCCGAGGCUCUUGCCACUUCGGUAUAUGUACGUAAUCGAGUUACUUCACGCGCUUUGCCCGUUAAUACAACUCCGUAUAGAAAGGUCAGCGGGGCAGAGGGAAGAAGGAUGGUUGAAGGUUGCUGGUGGUUGACGGGAAAAGAAGUUGAUGCCAUUUUACUCUUGGUCGCCAACUAUUGGCGCUACUUAUACUCUUCGAACUACAUACAAUACGAGCCAUUAGGGCUGGUCACGUGA